Molecule: messenger RNA, 1415 nt
Organism: Pistacia vera
Lineage: Eukaryota; Viridiplantae; Streptophyta; Magnoliopsida; Sapindales; Anacardiaceae
Exons: 7
Coding region: 274-1284 (336 amino acids)
Source: RefSeq, a predicted model, not a curated record
GAUAAAAAAUAAAUAUAUACAACAAACAAACAAAAUGAAAUAUAGAGAGGUAAGUUUCAAUCUGAAUUCUCCAUUCCCAACUCAAAGUUCUGGUUCAAUGUUAUUAGCAACAUAGAUUCUUUACUGGCUUCAGAUCCAAUCUACAGCUAGCAUAGCAAGGAAACGAUUGCUUUUCGAGUUUCCAAGUUCAGAUCUAGAGUUGUGACAAGUCAGGUUGGAAAAUAGAUUAAGAACUUCCAUUUUCAGAGAUGCAUUGCUCUAUGCAAGGUUCUAAUGGCUGAGACGGAAUUGACCAAAACAAAUAUGGAUGGUUAUAAUAGCAAGAGAAACAGGAGUACCAAAGUGUUUGAUCCAGCAAUUUCUACAUUUUUUGUGCAGCUGCCUCACAAACUUCAUGAUAGUCUUAAGGCACGACUUAAGAGGUUGGCAAAAGAUAAUGAAGGAGUAAACUUGAUGAACUCUGUCUUGAGAAUGGGGAAGGAAUGGUCAUCUACAACCGUAGAGAUUGAUUUGGAGAGACAAUUGCAAGCUUGGAGAGAAAAUCCUUCAUGGGUUGAUCAACCUCCAGAAGUUAAGGUUAGUGUUCCAAAAGGUUCUCUUUGUAACCUCAAUGCAAAGGUCAAUGUUGGAUUGCCCCCAGAUGCUGUAUAUAAUAUUGUGACUGAUCCAGAUAAUAAGAGGGUUUUCAAGAAUAUUAAGGAGGUUAUAUCCAGAAAUGUUUUGGUUGAUGAGGGGCACAGACAGGUGGUUGAAUUGGAACAAGCAGCUAUAUGGAAAUUCCUUUGGUGGUCAGGGACCAUUGCAGUUCACGUUUUGGUGGAGCAGAACAGGAAAGAUCACUCAAUGAAGUUUAAGCAACUGAAAACAGGGUUCAUGAAAAAAUUUGAAGGCUGUUGGAGAGUAGAACCUUUAUUUGUGGAUGAAAAACUGUGCAGUCCAUUUAAGCCUAAAACAUGGGCAGACUAUAAUUCAUGUACAGGAGGGAAAGGAAGAAUCGCAUCAAGAGUGAGCUUGGAGCAACUGAUUCAGCCUGCCAUUGUUCCACCUCCUCCCAUUUCGUGGUAUCUGAGGGGAAUUACCGCCAAGACCACUGAGAUGCUGAUACAAGAUCUGCUUGUAGAAGCUGCCAGAAUUAGGGAAGGUCACGACACCGAAAGCUCCAUUGAAAAGCUUCAAAUAUGCCGGGGAGUAAAUUAUGUCGGGCAAAUUGAUCAAAUAUCCGAUAUUAAAGAAAGAUGGGCACUUCGCAGGAGAAAUGCAAAGCAACAUCAUAAAAGGUGGUAAGAGUGAUGAAUGAGAAUAAUUUAAUUAGUUUCCAUUCUUAGAUCUCAUCUAUAUUUUAUUGUAUUUUAUACAAACAUCCAUUUCCAAUGAUACCAAUGUUCUUAAUAAUAAGUCUGUUGUUACACUUCACA